Triplophysa rosa is the source of this 5143-nucleotide messenger RNA. It is a transcript of the gene ccny, whose product is annotated as cyclin Y. Gene Ontology annotation, biological process: regulation of canonical Wnt signaling pathway; regulation of cyclin-dependent protein serine/threonine kinase activity. The transcript has 12 exons. The record is from RefSeq and is a predicted model, not a curated record. Gene Ontology annotation, molecular function: protein kinase binding; cyclin-dependent protein serine/threonine kinase activator activity. The coding region runs from base 429 to 1502 and encodes 357 amino acids. Gene Ontology annotation, cellular component: cytoplasmic cyclin-dependent protein kinase holoenzyme complex; plasma membrane. NCBI's taxonomy places the organism in Eukaryota, Metazoa, Chordata, Actinopteri, Cypriniformes, Nemacheilidae.
AAGCUGUUCCGUCCUAGUCGCGGCUGUAUGUGUAUGCGUGUGUAGCUUGAUUGUGGGCUCGGCGAUACACUGACAGCUGAAUGAUACAAUGUAACGGCGACGCGCGGAAAUGGAAUAAUCUCUUGAUGCAUACACACACAUGUGAACAACACACAGAGGCGUAAUUAUUCAGCGGUUGUUGUUUUGAUGAGAGGGCGGAAAGUCGUUAAACAAACAGCGCCGAUCGGUGAUUUAAAUGCAUUUCAUUUCAAUGGCUUUACGUGAGCAUUUUAAUCCGCUCGGCAUACUGCAAUGAUCAAAUAGCGGAUCGCGACUCCAGUGUUUGAUCCCAUCAUCCGCGGCUGUUACGCCCCAUCAUCCGUCGGGUGGGCUCCGUCGAUCAGAGGGCGGAUAUUUAUCAGCGUUAAUAUCUCCAGACACCAGGAAUCAUGGGGAACAACACUUCGUGCUGCGUGUCGUCCAGCCCGAAGAUCCGGAGGAACGCGCACUCGAGGCUGGAGCCGUACCGGCCCGAACCGGAGCUCAGUCGAGAGGACACGGGCUGCAACCUCCAGCACAUCAGCGACAGAGAGAACAUAGACGAACUCAACAUGGAGUACAACCCUUCGGACCACCCGCGCGCCAGCACCAUCUUUCUCAGCAAGUCCCAAACAGACGUUCUUUUACCCAACAAGAAAGUUCGGGAGAAAAGGAAAAGUCUGUAUGUCAACCAUUUAACACACAUUGCGGAGUCGAAGCAACAUCCCUCUGGUCCGAUAAGACGCAAGUACAGCUCCUGUUCGACGAUCUUCCUGGACGACAGCACCGUCAGCCAACCCAACCUCAAAUACACCAUCAAAUGCGUUGCCCUUGCAAUAUACUACCACAUAAAGAACAGAAAUGUUGACGGUCGAAUGCUGUUAGACAUAUUUGAUGAAAAACUUCAUCCGCUUUCAAAAUCAGAGGUGCCCUCAGACUAUGACAAACACCACCCGGAACAGAAGCAGAUCUACCGAUUUGUCCGGACGCUCUUCAGUGCCGCCCAGCUCACAGCCGAGUGUGCCAUAGUUACUCUGGUGUAUCUGGAGAGAUUAUUAACAUACGCUGAGAUUGACAUCCUUCCUGCUAACUGGAAGAGGAUUGUGUUGGGUGCCAUCCUGUUGGCAUCUAAAGUGUGGGAUGAUCAGGCUGUGUGGAAUGUCGACUACUGCCAGAUUCUCAAAGACAUCACGGUUGAAGACAUGAACGAGCUGGAGCGUCAGUUUCUGGAGCUGCUGCAGUUCAAUAUUAAUGUUCCAUCCAGCGUCUACGCCAAGUACUACUUUGACCUGCGUUCGCUCUCCGAGGCUAACAAUCUCAGCUUCCCCCUGGAGCCUCUUAGCAGAGACAAGGCCCAGAAACUGGAGGCCAUCUCCAGGCUUUGUGAUGACAAAUACAAAGACUUGAGAAAAGCAGCUAAGAAGCGCUCGGUGAGUGCGGAUAACCUGACAGUGGUUAGAUGGUCCCCGGCCAUUAUAUCCUAAUAAUGGUGGACUUUUGGGACUCUCACCUGAGACAGAGAGAAAGAGACUGUCGAAAGAAGCGUUCUCUAAGAGGACACAUAUGUGCUUAAUACCUCAGCAGGACUCUUAAUCCAGAGGCUUUUCUUCUGAAGAUUGUCCUUGCUGGUCGGACGGCUGCUGUAUAUACAAAACGACAAUGAUCACUUUCAAACCUGUGGCUUUGAGGACACGGAGAAGGAGGAUUCUGCUGCGGAUCAGUAGAAAUAGAGGAUAUUAAUAUGAUAAAAGACCCCCAACGACAGGAACAGCAUUCAAACUUCUCUGUGUCAUAUGUCAUUUUCACGGCGUAUUUCUUCACCCCUCGAAUGGUUAGAAACAUUUCAUUUGUUGCUCGAGGCUGUGUCCUAACAGCCAAAAAACAGUAUAGCCAAAAGUAACUUUUUUCUUGCAAGAUUACCACUUCAGUUGCAGUUAAUGUUAUUUGACAUUUUGUCAGGCAAUUAAGAUUUAUCUAAAGUAGAUCUAAAGUAAAAACAUCCUAAAUUACAUGUUAUUCAUUUAUAAUUAGACUUAAACAAUACUAUAUAAUAGGAACAUAUCAAAUCUGGACCUCAGUCAUACAUUCCUAUAUACUGUGUAUUACAAGGCUGAUUAUAUGUACGUUUUAUUAUUUUUACCUGGUUCUUGUUUUAAAGCAUUAUCAAGCCAUUUUAGUUUCAUGUUGUUGUAAAAAAGUAACAGAAGCUGGAAGGUGAGUAGAUGAGUAUUUAUGAAGGGAAAUAUUAGGGGUGCUCUGGAGGUCUCAAUGUGAAAUUCUUGAAGCGAUCGUCUUAUGAAAUUGAUUUACUCAUAAUUCUUUAAUACCAUGAAAGCCCAACAGACAGAAGUUUCAAAUGUCUGAAAGAUGUGGAAAGCUAAUAGACAGACUGAAUUUGAUGGUUUUAUCAUCAAUGACAUUUCAUUCACAGAGCCCAUAAAGGUGUUUAACCUUCACACUGUUGUCACGGUUAUAUAUAUAUAUAUAUGGCUGCUUCACCAAAUGACAGAUAUACACAUGCUGUCUCACGCUCAACUCAAAUUCUCCCAAAUUCUCAAAGCAAUACACGCACUGUGCUCCAAACAAUAUAAUUUCUGCUUGACUGAUUAAAGCUAGCAAAUGAAAGGUCUAUGGGACAUGAGAUAGGAUUUUGAAGUGUAUUACAAUUGGUGACAACAUAAAAGUGUCAUUAAUGAUGAUGCCACUGCGAUAAAAAUGGUGAGACAAGACUGCAGCGUUUUAUUUUUGAAAAUUGAAUGCGUCGAACCAUUCAAUUUUGUGAUUUGUGAGGGAGUCCUGCUGUAUCCACUGCCAUGCGCUUCACCCACAGUGCCUGCAUUUCGCGGGAAUAGGGCCUUCGAUGUACCCUGUGAAGAUUAUUCUAAAAACUCAAUUUUAUCAACAGUUUGCUUUUAGUUUAAAUUCAAAUCAGUUCUUCCCAUUUCAGAAGAUCAGCAAGUAUUGAAUUAUGUCGCCUGAUAUACAGUAUGUGUGAUUUCCAAACUAUCUGUUGUAUUAUGCGGUUCACCUGCUAUUUCAGACUGAAAUUCUCCCGUGUGUGUAACUUCACUCAGAAAUACAUUGAGAAUUUAGGAUUAAAACUUCCAAAAAUAUUUUUAUUUGUAUAUUGUACAUACUUCAACAUGCUUAAAGAAAUUUGAAAUUGAGAUAUUUAUAUGUGACCGAUGUUAAUUCUUAAAUUCUGAACAGUGAUGGAUUUAGUUUCGAAGAUAUAUAUUGAUUUGGAGGAAUUUUAGUUGAUGUUAAACUUCUUGAAAUCUUUUUGGCGUCUGUCUUCAGUGAAGUUUAUGGUUUUUUUCUCAACACAAAAGUGACAUGAGCAAUUUUGCAAGGUUACAGUAUGCUGAUGGGAAUGUAACUCUGCAAUAGCUUUUCUUUUUUCUUAUUUUAACAUUUUAGAAGCAAUUAAUUUGACGAUACUCCUAAGAAAUAUCCAAAUGUCCAUUAUUGUCAAGCAGUAUGUCUCUUUAUUUUCAUUUUUGUGUGUGUGUGUGUGUAAUUUAUUUUUUAUAUAUAUGAGUAAGUAGGCCAAGUGUUAUUAAUAUAUCAGUCUGAGCAUGCCAAUGUCAUACAUUUCUUCCAAAAUCUUAAAGGAAAACAUUUUCUACACAAAUAAAUAGACUGCUUUUGGGACCAUUAAGAUUUUAUGGGGUAUUCUGACAAUUAAGCAUUCAAUAUUUUCAUUUGAUGGAUUAUUUUCAUUACCGUAAUACAGCAUUUUUGGUACAGUACUUUAUUAUGAAUUUACAAUAAAAUGAUUACAUUUUAAUUAUUAAUUAAAUAAUAAUUAUUAAUUACAAUUUAGAUUAAAUAGCAAUACAAAACACUUCCAUUGUCUAUAAACAUUUUUCCUUAUUUUUCAUAGUUUUGAUUUUGUAUUGCUGUAAUGGGGAAAGAGGUGCAAAUGUUUAUUGUCAUCGAAAUAAUGCUUCACUGUACCAUAUCUUAAUGUUCCUAAAAAUGAAAAUAAGAGAGCUGACUUUUUUAUUUUGGGUUAAAAAAAAAAGAGCCGGUCAUGUUCUUAACAAGUUCUGGGAAAUAUAUCCACUCACCAAACCACUCAGAUCCAGGUUAUGCGAUACCAGACAAUGUGUGAAACUAAAACAGUGUUGCUUUAUUUCAAAGACAGCGGAACUUGUACCAAAGUUAUUCUCAAUGAAGAUCUGUUUGUGGAACUGGCAUCUCUAUUACACUCCCUUUGCAUAUUGCAAGAGCGUUGAACGGUUUGAAAUCAAGAAGAUGGUUCAAGAAAAGCAUCUUUUGGAAAGCGAUUCAAGAUGAGAAGAUUGAUAUGAAAAAUGUAUUCUAUUUAUUUCAAGUGAGCAUGUGAGGGUCCUGCCCAUUGUGGGGUCUUAAGAAAGUGUUGUAAACUCACGUCUUAGUGAUGGAAGGCAAUAGGCAGACGUGUGGCGUGUUUUAGCCGUCUGGAGUGAACUCUACCUCUACAUAGAGUUUUUGUUUCUAUUUAUACCUCUUUCUUGCUCUCUCUCUCUCUCGUAAUCUUUCUCAUUUUCUUUGAGAUUUCUAGGAAAUUACAAAUUCAACUCUUUCAAAACAUUUAUACUAUAAGUGGUUUCCUGUGAAAAGAGAAAGCAAACUGCUGUAGGUGUGACUUUAUCAUUUUUUGUUCAGUCACUGGUUGUAUGCCUGUUAUGAAUAAUUACAAUGUUGUUGUUGUCAUUUGUUUCUGUUCCGAAGGUCAAACCCUUCCUUGGUAUCUGUUUUCAGUGUGACAAAGGCUGAAUCCUAUCUUCUACUUAUAUUAGUUCAUUCUACUUUCCGUUGAACUAAGUGAACCCAGCUUCCCUGCGGUGACCAACCCCAGGAGCUGGAGGCUACAAUGGUCGCAUGCAGUCUUCUGUUCUCAAACUAUGAUUUUAACUGAUGCUCCCGGUUCAAGAAGCAAUGUUUAGAAACCGCCACAAGAAUAAACUUUUAAAAGUUGCAAUAAAACUGAUGUGAUGCGUGUUUUUGUGUCUGAUCACACAUUUGUAUAAAAUUGAGAUAUGCAGAAAAAUAUAGGAAAGGGUUUUGCAUGCAAAUUUAAAAUGAUUUUAUCUGAAAUAUACUGUUUGUGUAGACUCAAAUUCACUGCCUGCUGAUA